This is a messenger RNA of Magallana angulata, 791 nucleotides long. RefSeq lists its product as uncharacterized. The record is from RefSeq and is a predicted model, not a curated record. The coding region runs from base 61 to 666 and encodes 201 amino acids. The transcript has 4 exons. NCBI's taxonomy places the organism in Eukaryota, Metazoa, Mollusca, Bivalvia, Ostreida, Ostreidae.
CGGAAUUGUGGGAAGGGUACCAGACUAUACCUUGCUCUGCCAAGGGCAUAGGAAUCGGAAAUGUAUGAAAACAUAUUUAACGAUAUCGUUUCGAGAAAAAAAAGGAAGUGUAUAGAAGAGCCCACGAAUUGGAAGGAAAUUACAAAAUAUUAUGUGUUUUAUGGAGACAUAAGAAACAAUACUUUAAGAAAGUUUUACAUUCUCGGCAAAAUGGGAUUCAUUACUGGGUUUAGUAUUGCCGCCAGUGAGACUUACAUUCAUCCACAUCCCAAAAACCCAGCAGGUGGCACUGCUCGUUUCUUUGCAUACAGCUUGUGGAAAAGAAUACCAGUCGGAAUGUUUGGUUUUUUAAGCUUUGGAGCCUAUUGGUAUGCCUGGAAUACUUUCUUUGAUAAUGACAGUUUCAUGGGAGUGACUUUUGCAUCUCAAGCAGCAUGGGUCACAACAGCUGGACCCAUCAUGAAAAGAUGGACUAAUACGUAUGAUUUUAUGCCAUGGGCCAUUUUAUUGGGAUUUUUCCAUCUAUUUCCAUAUCGUCAAGAUAUAGCAAGACGCAGGCUGACUCAAAUUAAGCUUAGCAAUCCCCAUCAUUAUGAAUUCGAUAUUUUUGGAAACUAUAUCAAACCUUUGACUGGCAUCAAUUAUAACUUUGAUGAUGAUGUUUAAAGGAAAUAUUGGGGAUCUUGACUGCUUUGUGGACAAUAAUUUGGCCAAAAAAAAGGCCAGUAAAGAAAAUACCGUUCUUUUGUUUGAAAAAAAAAAUAUCUUGAUUAAAUAAUCAUAAAACAAUA